UUACGUUGAAGGUCACACUUAAAAUGCUUAUAUAUAGAAGACAGGGUAUUUGAGAUCUCUCAUAACGCUGGUUGAUUCUUAUCAACAACUUCAAAACAGAAUAUAGGUGAGAAGGUGAGAAGAGUUAGGAGAAGAAGUUGCUUAAAUUUACGGUUUCGCUACCGUCCAAGUGCAACGACAACAACAAUUAUCACCACCACUUACGUUAACAUCAACAAUGGGCAAAGGAGGAGGUGAUCCUAACAAGAUUCAUGACGAUGGUGUUGAAAUCCCAGAAACUGCUCAUCAAAUUAGCACUGAUUCAUGGUUUCAAGUGGCAUUUGUUCUCACUACUGGAGUCAACAGUGCCUAUGUGCUUGGAUACUCAGGGACCAUUAUGGUUCCACUGGGAUGGGUAGGAGGUGUAGUUGGUCUUGUUCUUGCUGCGGCGAUUUCACUCUAUGCUAAUGCUCUCAUUGCUAUGCUCCAUGAAUAUGGAGGGACAAGACACAUUAGAUACAGAGAUCUUGCUGGAUAUAUAUACGGCAAAAAGGCAUAUUCUAUCACUUGGACUCUGCAGUAUAUCAAUCUUUUCAUGAUAAAUACUGGUUACAUCAUUUUAGCUGGUUCAGCCUUGAAGGCUGCUUAUACCGUGUUUCGAGAUGAUGGUGUACUGAAGCUUCCGUAUUGUAUUGCUAUAGCUGGAAUUGUGUGUGCAAUGUUUGCCAUUUGCAUUCCUCAUCUUUCAGCUCUUGGAGUUUGGUUGGGAGUUUCAACAGUCUUCACCUUUGUUUACAUUGUCAUAGCAUUGGUGCUAUCAAUUAAAGAUGGAAUGAAUUCACCUGCUCGAGAUUACGCUGUUCCAGAACAUGGUGUAACUAAAAUAUUCACAACAAUUGGGGCGUCUGCUAGUCUAGUGUUCGCAUACAAUACCGGCAUGCUUCCUGAGAUACAGGCCACAAUUAAGCAACCAGUUGUCAAGAACAUGAUGAAAUCCCUGUGGUUUCAGUUUACCAUUGGACUUGUACCAAUGUACAUGGUUACCUUUGCAGGAUACUGGGCUUAUGGAAAUAAGACAGAAACCUAUUUGCUGAAUAGUGUGAACGGUCCAGCUUGGGUGAAAGCUUUGGCCAAUAUUACAGCCUUCCUUCAAUCAGUCAUUGCAUUACAUAUAUUUGCAAGUCCGAUGUAUGAGUAUUUGGAUACUAGAUUCGGGAUCAGUGGAGAAGCAAUGAAAGCUAAGAACUUGUCAUUUAGAGUCGGAGUAAGAGGUGGUUACCUGGCCUUCAACACAUUCAUAGCUGCUCUUCUGCCAUUCCUUGGAGAUUUCGAGAGCCUCACAGGAGCGAUCAGCACGUUUCCGCUUACAUUUAUUCUUGCAAACCAUAUGUACUAUAAGGCGAAGAAGAACAAACUAUCAAUUUCACAGAAGGGCGGCCUCUGGGCCAACAUUGUUUUCUUUAGCCUCAUGUCUAUUGCUGCAACUGUUGCGGCAAUACGGCUCAUUGCAGUAGACUCCAAAACAUACAGUCUAUUUGCAGAUAUUUGAUCAAACUCUUAACUCUUUCAGCAGUUUACUUUAUUAAACUUUUAUAUUCUUUCAGCAAUUAUAAAUGCUUUCAUUGUUGGCUAGAAUUUGCUUGCGGAAUAUUGUAUUAUUGUAUUCUGUUGAAAAGACAACUCUUAGUCAAUAAUAUUAAAGACAGUUCUAACUUCAAAUA
Molecule: messenger RNA, 1700 nt
Organism: Medicago truncatula (barrel medic)
Lineage: Eukaryota; Viridiplantae; Streptophyta; Magnoliopsida; Fabales; Fabaceae
Product: proline transporter 1
Exons: 7
Coding region: 218-1528 (436 amino acids)
Source: RefSeq, a predicted model, not a curated record